Nematostella vectensis (starlet sea anemone) is the source of this 611-nucleotide messenger RNA. RefSeq names its product cytochrome c oxidase assembly protein COX19-like. Bases 111 to 407 code for a protein of 98 amino acids. Gene Ontology annotation, biological process: mitochondrial respiratory chain complex IV assembly. NCBI's taxonomy places the organism in Eukaryota, Metazoa, Cnidaria, Anthozoa, Actiniaria, Edwardsiidae. Gene Ontology annotation, cellular component: mitochondrion; mitochondrial intermembrane space. The transcript has 2 exons. The record is from RefSeq and is a predicted model, not a curated record.
CCAUAACCCAUAAUUCAUCUGGACAGUGCUGCAAUCUUUAUGGCGGAUGUUCCUACAUUUUUUAUAGUUCCAAGGGGAAAAUCGUCCGUUAAAAAGAAGGCUCCUUUGCUAUGAAUCCUUCGGGAAGAAAAAUUUUCCAAACUAAACCUCCGGACAGAGGCAGUUUUCCGCUAGACCACGACGGGGAAUGCAAGGAUUUUAUGAUAACGUACAUGCAAUGCCUCAAGAAAAACAAGAACAUGAACUUCAACUGCCGCGCUGAGUCCCAAGCAUACUUGCAGUGCAGGAUGGACAGGUAUUGCUUAAAGCAUUCUGCCUGUUAUGUUAUCAUCAUGAGUUUUCACCUGUUUCUUUUGGAAGGAGCUUGGGUAAUACAGUUGAGAAAGUGUUCUCUGUUUCAGGUUUGAAUACCAGUGAUGUGAGUUGAGUUACAUAGUAGAGUCUUGCCUUUGCUACUGGGUUUUCCUCUGGUUUUCCUCCCUCCACAAAAAACGACAAGCUCAAUUUAGGUUGUGUUUUUAUAUCUUCAAAGUGACCAGGCUGUAUCUUCUUUCUUGUAGUUCAUCCUUACAGUUACAAGAAAGUUGUAUAUUCAAACUCUUUCACAAGAU